Messenger RNA from Angiostrongylus costaricensis, 555 nucleotides. The record is from the annotation of a GenBank genome assembly. NCBI's taxonomy places the organism in Eukaryota, Metazoa, Nematoda, Chromadorea, Rhabditida, Metastrongylidae.
AUGGACGGUUUUGCGGAAGCAAAUCUCCUUCUUAAUUCAGCUCUUGAACAACUCGAUUCCCUUAUCAUAAACGGAGUUUCGUCUUCGUUAUUAGUGUCAUUGAAUGCUGGUCCAGUCGACUCUCCCUGGUCUCCUAAGAUAGUUGUGCUAAAGCAUCCUAACGUGAUUUCUUUGCAAGGAUUUAGUUGUUCCUCGACAACUUUGGUAUCAAUUUCUUUACGGCGAAGGGAUGAGAGACUUAUGUCUGAUGCCUCGUCAGAAGUAGAAUCACCUCUAUCGGAUGUUCCUACCACUUCGUCUUCUCCAUGCUAUAGUCCUAAACCUAAAGUUUACUGUGAUUUUCUUAAGGCGAUUGAAGAUAACUUGAUAACGGAACGACCGAGCCGUGAAACUCAAUUGAAGAUUAUGCAGUGGCUAACUGGUAACUGUGUGAGUGUUGUUUCAUAUCGUUUCUAUGUUCGCAGCCUUAAUCACAGUUUAUUUUGUGUUUCUUCCAUCAACAAAUUGGUGGUUUUUCUUUGCCGUCACUGUUUUCCCAGUGAUAGUAUAUUCUAG